AUGGAAAACGAAGGUCAGAUCACCUUGCUGAAUGAUAUCGAUGCUCUUAGCACAAACUACACUAUCAAGGUUAAAAUUGUUAGUUUGUGGAGGAAGAAGAUGAGAGCUAAUGAAAGAGAGAUGUAUCGUAUAGAUAUGAUACUGAUGGAUGAAAUGGGUACCAAGAUUCAAGCAUCUUGCUUGCAUAAGCUAUUUUCAAAGUUUGAGAGGCAUCUUAUUGUUGGUGAAUGCCUUAUCAUAAAACGGCCUUCUCUUGCUGCGAACACUACAUUUUUCAAGAUUGUUCCUAACAAUCAGAAGUUAUCUUUUUACUACCAUACGUUUGUGGAAAAGUGCAAAAAAUGGGAGGAUUUCAUUGGUUAUGUUUGUGUUUGUUAUAACAUCGAGGAAACGAACAAAAAGGAUGGUAGUAAAGGGAAACGCCUUAAUCUUAAGCUUCAAGAUCUUGAAGAUGUUCAGAUCGAUUUAACUCUUUGGGAUGAUUACGCUAAGGACAUGUAUUCUUACAUGGUUAGUGAAAAGCGUGAAGCACAUGUUGUCGUUGUUGUCCAUUUUGGUGCUGUUAAGACAUACAAAGGUAAAUGGGGUUUUUCUAAUAACUUUGAUGGUUCACGACUUUUCAUUAACGACAACUUUGAUGACAUGCUAUUGUUUAAGCAAAAGUUUCUAGCAAAACUUGCUGCUUCAACUGAGUCAAGUAGCCAUGCUGGGUCAUAUAUCAUGUGUUCUGUCGAAGAUGAAUUUUUAAAGAACGAUCCAAAGAAAGUUGUUGUUGUUGGAACUAUCGUUGCAAUUGUUUCAGAUAAGAUGUGUGAUGUUAAAGAUGAGAAGUUGUAUCAAUGUUCUAACAAGUAUUGUAAUGAUAAAGAAGUUUUCCCGUUGUCCAGGUUUAAAAUACCGGUUCGUGUUCAAGAUUCAACCGGUACGGUGACACUUACAUUGUUUGAUCAUGAGGCGUUGAAGUUUGUUGGUAAAACUGCAAAGGAACUUAUAGAGAUUCAGGACGAGUGUGUUUUCGUGAUUAAAGUAACUGACUUUAAUAUUGUCAAUGCUGUCGAGAAUUAUGGAAUCUCAGUUGUUACCACUGAUGAAGACAUCUUGGAUAAGCUGAACAAAAAAUUCAAAAUUGACCAACUUGAUGUAUCUGAUUCUUUUGGUAUGACUCAGUCUGAGUUCCAAGCUGUUGGUGGUGAAAGUUUUAAGGAUGCUGAUUCUUACACUGGGGAUAACACCACACCUGUUUCAAAGGAUUACGUGUGUGACUUGAAGCAGCCAUCUUCUGAUAUGAAGCGUAACCUUGAUGAUGUUUAUUUGAAUGAAGAGGGAUUGGGGUCGUCAGCGAGUAAGCCUCGCAUGUGUGUUGAGAAGAAUGUUGUUGACGAAGAUCUAAGCCACAAUUGA
Helianthus annuus (common sunflower) is the source of this 1401-nucleotide messenger RNA. RefSeq lists its product as uncharacterized. The transcript is spliced from 12 exons. The record is from RefSeq and is a predicted model, not a curated record. Bases 1 to 1401 code for a protein of 466 amino acids. NCBI's taxonomy places the organism in Eukaryota, Viridiplantae, Streptophyta, Magnoliopsida, Asterales, Asteraceae.